Lathyrus sativus (Indian pea) is the source of this 465-nucleotide messenger RNA. The record is from the annotation of a GenBank genome assembly. Lineage: Eukaryota; Viridiplantae; Streptophyta; Magnoliopsida; Fabales; Fabaceae.
AUGAUUACCACAUUUGUUGUUGCUGUGUUCUGCAUAACUGCAGCAGUUUCGGCUUUCGCAUUAGACAAUACUCGUAAUCGAAAGUUAUUUGUUGGUAGCAUAAGCUUCUGUGUUUCUGUUGCAUUAUACGGUUCUCCUCUCGUUGCGAUGAAGAACGUUAUAAAAACAAAGAGUGUGGAGUUUAUGCCAUUACCGUUAUCUCUAUGUGCUUUCUCAGCUAGCGUAUUAUGGUUAGGUUACGGAAUCCUCGUUCGCGAUGUGUUCAUCGCGGGUCCAACUGUGGUUGGAAUUCCAUUGAGUAUUUUGCAGCUUGUGAUUUACUUCAAAUACAGGAAAGAGAGAGUUGUGGAUGAAGCUGAAAUUGGGGAUUUGGAAAAGGGUGGGUUAGAGUUAGAGAAGGUGGUGGAGUUGGAUUUGGAUUUGGGGAAAGUGGAAAAGAAUGUCACAAAUUGUGAACAAUUUUGA